AUGCCUCACAAAAAGCCAGUCACUGAUACUUAUCAUCCGAUCGGUUACGAAGAAAAUCAACAACAUCUCGGCCAACGCGAAAAACCCAAAGACAAAGAAGUCGAAGGACCACAAGCUGGACUUGGCGGUGAAAAAGGAAGUAAAAUAUGUGGACAAGCUGGUCCUGAACUACUAGGAGGGUCGGCAAGCACACGUAUUCUUGGUCAAUCUAUUGAUGAACAGUUGACGAAAACUUUACCACCGAGUAGUGAAUGA
Adineta ricciae is the source of this 255-nucleotide messenger RNA. NCBI's taxonomy places the organism in Eukaryota, Metazoa, Rotifera, Eurotatoria, Adinetida, Adinetidae. The record is from the annotation of a GenBank genome assembly.